Molecule: messenger RNA, 1331 nt
Organism: Microbotryum saponariae
Lineage: Eukaryota; Fungi; Basidiomycota; Microbotryomycetes; Microbotryales; Microbotryaceae
Source: the annotation of a GenBank genome assembly
AUGACGGCUACGACCACCCUCGCCACCCCGUCCAGCUCGACCGCGGUGCUGAUCCACGAACUGCAACGCCUUCGCAACGCCAACGUCGAUGAUCCGCACAGAGUCGUCACGCUGGCGACGGCGUUGAUUGAGCGAGGGUACGCCAAGAGGAAUGAUGAUGAUGGUACGUCAGCCGGACCGACCGUUUCUCAGUAUUGAGCGUGGAACUUAUUGCUGUCUUGGGUCAUCAGUGUGGGCCUUCUUGGAACAGGCCGCUCAGGCGGCGCUGCAAUGCGGGCAGGUCUCCUUGGCUCAGGUCAGCUGUCGGUCACUGCAACGACCAGUCCCCACACCCAACCUAUAUCUCACCCAUACCCUUCCCGCAGGUCUGCGUCCAACGCCUCUCGUCCCAAUUCCCCAACUCGAACCGCGUCGCCGCCGUACAAGGCAUGCUCUACGAAGCUCGAGCCGAAACGCACAAGGCGUGGGCCCACUAUCGAGAAUGGCUGACCAAGGACGAGGCGGAUGUGGUCAGUCGAGCUUUGAUCGUCGGCAUGUGCGUUCGAGUGUCGCGCUAAUUGAGCACAGCUGUCCCUGCGAUCGAUCAGACGAUGAGGAAACGCCUCAUCGCCCUCCACCUCAGCUCGAAUCAACUAUCAUCACCGCCUCUAUCGAAAGCAGACCCAUCGCCUUCCGAGCCGAAUCGGGAACACGGUCUGCGCAUGUUGGUCGAAUACCUCGAGACGUACUAUCAGGACCCAGAGGCGUGGAGUAUGGCCGCUAGAACGUAUGCCGAGAUGGGGUCGUACGUUCGCUAGCGAUCGUGCUUUCUCUUUUAAGAGAGAUUCGAUCCAAUCUGAUCCUCUUCAUCUCGAUCUCGUGAUCAAACAGUUAUGCGCAAUCCCUAACAGCCCUCUCGCACCUCCUCCUCCUCGCACCGCAUAACCCCUUCCACCUCCUUCACCACGCCGAAACGGCCUACACGCUCGGCCAAUACGAUUUGGCCUUCAAGGAGUUCCUCAGGGUCGUCGAGAUGAGUGAUGGGAUGCAAGGCGCGGGGAGGAGGGCCGCGACGGCCGCGAGAUUGGUGAGUUGGUGAAAGACUACGUAACCCGGGUCUCGAGGGGGAGAUGGAAACUGAUGGGGGUUCGGUGGGCGCACUUCCUUUCGCUCAGUGCAUCGAACGAUUACGAUCAGCCACCAAGGCUAGUUCGGAUCCGUUAUUGAAACCUCAACGAAUCGACGAGCUCGAGAGAAUGUUGACGAGGUUAUUGAUGGAGGGAACCGCCAAGGGUGCACAGCAAGAGGUGUGGGGCAAGUGGUUAGGAGGGAUACAGGAGAAGAGGGGUUGA